Molecule: messenger RNA, 482 nt
Organism: Iphiclides podalirius (scarce swallowtail)
Lineage: Eukaryota; Metazoa; Arthropoda; Insecta; Lepidoptera; Papilionidae
Source: the annotation of a GenBank genome assembly
AGCGUUUUCAGCGCCGCGGUGAGAGCGCCAAAAAGCGGGGGGAGGGGGGAGGGCGAGGUAAAAAUUUGAAAGCCGCCACACAAUGGCGCGUUGUCGAAAUUGGAAAGUCGAGUGGUGCGCGCCGGUUGCGCAACCGCUCUUACGGGCUCUGUUGUGACGGUGACGAAAGGCUGGUGACGUCACCGCCACGAAAGUGCAUCGCCACCCCCCUCCCCCCUCCCAGGGCUGCACGUGCGCUGCAACCGCGCAGCAGCCGCGCUUCCUGCUCGCCGGGACUUUCUAUUGGGAAACCGCCGCGGCGGGGCCUCUCUCCUGGCGCUUGGGUAAUUCGACUCUCGCGCGGCGCGGCUCCGAGCGAGAUGCAUCCGAUUGGAUGCGGCGGUACUUUCGUUUCGAAAUCGGCCCGCACAAUUGGCCGUAUCGAGGCAGAGGCGAGCGAGUCUACGGCGCCCGAGAGGUGGCUGAGCGCGUACCGCCGUUUC